GUAAUCACGUUCAAAUGUAUGCGUGCCUUUUUAGUAGAUGUAGUUGUGAAACUGCGAGGAAAAUAUUUGCACUCUUGCCCCGGACGUUAGUUUUAUCAUUAUUUACCCGUUUUACCCAAUUCGAUUGGGUAAUAUUUGCAUAUGCAAUCUGAAUAGCCUUUCAAUCGGCGUGCACUUUUGUGUGAGGAAAAAUUUGCGCUAGUGUUCGUGUGUUGAAAUGUCACUUAUCUCUAUUCGCGUGUUGUGGUUCCAGUGGAACGGUGAAAAAUCUGCAAUUGGAUCACCCUGGGUGAAAGAUUGCGACGUCGGCACUGAAGCUGAGGCUCCGUAACAUUAGAUGAGCUGCGGAAAAUAAAAGACGUGAUUACAAUCAUCGAUCAGAUCGGAUCGGAGUGUGGGUGCGUGAGUGAGUGCUUGAAGAGCUGUUUGGUUGGCUCAACCACGGCCAGCAGAACCAAAUAAACUAGCGAUUCCGGCUGUUGGGAAAACAAAUAAUAGAAGCAUUCGACCGGAGGACCGUGUUACUUCAGCAUGGCACCUGUUCGAGGAGAUGGAAUGCGCGGCCUGGCCGUGUUCAUUUCCGACAUACGCAAUUGUAAAAGUAAAGAAGCGGAAAUCAAGCGUAUCAACAAGGAGCUCGCCAACAUCAGGAGCAAAUUUAAAGGCGACAAAACGCUGGACGGCUACCAGAAGAAAAAGUACGUCUGUAAGCUACUGUUUAUCUUUCUGCUAGGCCAUGACAUCGAUUUCGGCCAGAUGGAGGCGGUCAACUUGCUGUCUUCGAACAAAUACUCCGAGAAGCAAAUUGGUUACCUGUUCAUCUCGGUGUUGGUCAAUACCAACAGCGACCUGAUCAAGCUGAUCAUCCAGAGCAUCAAGAACGACUUGCAGUCCCGUAAUCCGAUUCACGUAAAUCUGGCCCUGCAGUGCAUUGCCAACAUCGGAAGCCGUGAUAUGGCCGAGGCUUUCUCGACUGAAAUCCCAAAGCUGCUGGUUUCCGGCGAUACGAUGGACGUGGUGAAACAGUCGGCCGCUUUGUGCUUGCUGCGCUUGUAUAGGACUUGUCCGGAUAUCAUUCCGGGAGGCGAAUGGACCACUAGGAUCAUCCAUCUUUUGAACGAUCAGCAUAUGGGUGUCGUAACGGCGGCCACGAGUUUAAUCGAUGCUCUGGUAAAGAAGAAUCCAGACGAAUAUAAGGGAUGCGUCAGUUUGGCCGUUUCCAGAUUGUCUCGGAUUGUGACCGCUUCCUACACUGACUUGCAGGAUUACACGUACUAUUUUGUUCCGGCUCCUUGGCUCUCGGUUAAACUGCUACGCUUGUUACAAAACUACAAUCCUCCGACAGAGGAUCCCGGUGUAAGAGGUCGCUUGAAUGAGUGUUUGGAAACGAUUCUGAACAAAGCUCAGGAACCUCCCAAGAGCAAAAAAGUCCAACAUUCCAAUGCAAAGAAUGCAGUUCUGUUUGAAGCAAUAAAUCUCAUUAUUCACAACGACAGUGAAGCAAACCUAUUGGUUCGAGCUUGCAAUCAGCUGGGACAAUUCCUGAGCAAUCGUGAGACAAACCUACGCUACCUUGCGCUGGAAUCGAUGUGUCACCUGGCCACGUCCGAGUUCUCCCACGAAGCCGUCAAGAAGCACCAGGAAGUGGUCAUCCUUUCGAUGAAAAUGGAAAAGGAUGUCUCGGUGCGUCAGCAAGCGGUCGAUCUCCUCUACGCCAUGUGUGACCGCACAAACGCCGAGGAAAUUGUUCAGGAAAUGCUGAACUAUCUCGAAACAGCCGACUACUCGAUUCGCGAAGAGAUGGUUUUGAAGGUGGCUAUCCUGGCUGAAAAAUAUGCCACCGAUUUCACGUGGUACGUGGAUGUAAUUCUGAAUCUUAUUCGAAUCGCCGGAGACUACGUUUCCGAGGAAGUAUGGUAUCGCGUAAUCCAGAUUGUCAUUAACCGAGAAGAAGUCCAAGGCUACGCGGCAAAAACCGUUUUUGAAGCUUUGCAAGCACCAGCAUGUCACGAGAAUAUGGUCAAAGUGGGCGGCUACAUUCUCGGCGAAUUCGGAAAUCUGAUCGCCGGAGAUUCCCGUUCCGCUCCAAUGGUCCAGUUCAAGCUUCUACAUUCAAAAUACCAUCUUUGUUCAUCAAUGACUCGCGCUCUGCUUCUCUCGACCUACAUAAAAUUCAUCAACCUUUUCCCCGAGAUUCGUUCCACCAUCCAGGAUGUCUUCAGACAGCACAGUAAUCUCCGUUCGGCCGACGCCGAGCUUCAGCAAAGAGCCAGCGAAUACCUUCAACUCAGUAUCGUAGCAUCUACGGACGUUCUGGCCACGGUUCUGGAGGAGAUGCCAUCCUUCCCCGAGCGGGAGAGCUCGAUUCUGGCCGUACUGAAGAAGAAGAAACCCGGACGGGUUCCGGAGAAUGCAGAGAUCCGGGAUAACAAGAGCCCGGUGCCGAAUGCCCACAACAACGCUCACGCUGCUCAAACCAAUCACACUGUGAGCCUCAAUUCAACGGCUAGCUCGGAUCUGCUCGGAUUAAGCACACCACCGGCUAAUCAGUCGCAAACCGGAACACUAAUUGACGUGCUCGGAGAUAUCUACAGUGCUACCAACGGCACCGGCAAUGUGAUUAACAAUGCCAAAAAAUUCGUCUUCAAAAACAACGGCGUACUGUUCGAGAACGAUCUGCUGCAAAUCGGAGUCAAGAGCGAGUUCCGUCAGAACCUGGGUCGCCUUGGUCUGUACUAUGGUAACAAGACGCAAACGGCGUUGCAAAAUUUCGUCCCAACACUGCAGUGGUCUGCCGAGGAUGCGCUGAAGCUGAACGUACAGAUCAAAGCAGUGGAACCGACGUUGGAAGCCGGAGCACAAAUCCAGCAACUGCUGACGGCCGAAUGUAUCGACAACUACAGCGAAGCGCCGUCCAUCGUUAUCAGCUUCCGGGUGAACGGUGGAGCACCGCAGAAGAUCACCGUUCUGCUGCCAUUGACCAUCAACAAGUUCUUCGAGCCAACGGAGAUGAAUGCCGAAUCGUUCUUUGCCCGGUGGAAGAAUCUCGGAGGCGAGCAACAACGAGCGCAACGAGUCUUCAAAGCCCAGCAACCGUUGGAUCUACCCGGCGCCCGUAACAAACUAAUGGGCUUCGGAAUGCAAUUGCUGGAAGGCGUCGAUCCCAAUCCGGACAACAUGGUUUGCGCGGGAAUUAUCCACACGCAGGCCCACAAGGUGGGCUGCCUACUGCGCCUGGAGCCGAACAAGCAAGCACAGAUGUUCCGUCUGACGAUUCGCUCCAGUUUAGAGAACGUCACGCAGGAAAUGUGCAAUCUGCUGGUAGACCAAUUUUAAGCGCGUAAGAGAGAAACGCUCGACGCGUUUCUGAUUCCUUUCGAUGUAAAUUAUGCUGGUAUGUAGUGAUGUUGAUUAAUAUUAGUAGGAAACACUGACGUGGUUUUCGUUCUUCGCCAUACGGAAGAAAGUCAUGUGUGAGCAUACGAUACAUACCACACAGAAGCAACAAUAAUGAGAAUAAUAUUGAUAUAGAUUGUGCUGAAUCGCAGGCUUAUUAUGGUGAGAAACAUUUUCGAAUCGUGGAGCGAGGAUGGGUGCAACAUGAGACACUGUUUCAGUUGAAUAAAUUACUAAUGCCUAAUUCGAGAAAAGCUUUUGCUAAAACAAUCUGUUCGGAGAAAUGUAAUAACAUAACAAUAUAGCAAUCAAUAUGCAACCAAAUCUAGCUGAUCGACAUCCGUUCGGUGUCGGUGCACAGUGUAAGGCAGUUCGCUUCAAACGUGUUUACUUCGAGCGAUAACGAUUUAUCAAGUUUCGCGCAUUCUCGCUCCAUCGUUUGCCUGCUACAGUGUAUCAAAGAAUUAGGCUGAACGUGUAUUACAAAUGAGUAAGCAAAAGAUAAUGUAAACCCUAUAAUAACGAUUAUGAUUCCUUUGUUGAAAUUUAUUAUAGAGAAAGUAUUUUGGACUACCGAAGACAAGUUGAUUUAGUUUUAUCUUUACCCAAAAUUUACAAUCUAAAAAUCUCAUUUACUGCAUAGACAUACUACAAAACGGCAGACAUUAGGGAACUACCUAACUAGAGGACAAUUAGAUUACUAGUAGUAAAACGAGUAGAUAUUGUGAAACUGAGACACAAGGAUCAAAGAUAUUUGCGGAACGUUGAAACACGCAAAAGAUUUCAUCGUGAAUCAAGGCUGACAUUUGCAGUAAAUAAAUGGAACACAGAAAUCAUCACACAUACGCACCGUUGUACAUGUAUUGUUUGCGCGUUUCAUAUGUCGUUCUGAAUUUGGGAAACCCAGAAAAUUAUUGCACAAAGCAUGAUCAUCAUUGGUGCAAUAUAAUAGACAUGUUUGUUUAGAAAUUGGGAGCAAAAUGCAAACUGCUGCAAUCCUAAUGCCCCAAACUGUGGCCGACACUCGAAAUCGUAAUCGCAUAGGUCCAUUAUUAUCAGUGGUACCACCAACCACCUUCCGUAGCCAGUUUGUUAACGAAUUCGUACCUAUGCCUUCGUACUGCUUGUAACUUUAGUGACAUAAGUUUGCGUUUUUUAAUGUUGUAUUCCACACACUUUUAUAAUUCAUGUAUGAAUGCAUCGUUACUAAUAUAUUACGUUAUACUAUUUGUAUAUCAUGAUCAAGACAAGCGAAAACAAACCUAAAGGAACAAUGAAAAAUACAGAGCAACUCAUAAUAGUAUAUGUAAAAUGUUCGCUGAGCUCUUUCUUUCAACCAAAACAAAUCGAUUCCAACAUCUAUUCACACUGUCCAUACAACUAUUAGGGGACGAUAAUGAGAUACAUAGAAAAUACACAUACAAAACGCAAAUAACAAUUCCCCAGUCCUCUUGAUAUGGUGUAACGACAGACAAACAAGCAGAAUUUACUACGUAUUCAAUAUUCUCUAUUGGUUAAAAGAAUAACCUACUGUUUACAAAACAAAGAACACACAAAAACAAAACAAAACCAACUCGAAACUACAGGAGAAACAAGCAAAAUUGCAAGGCCGACAGUUUUGGAGGAUCGAUCGGGAAACAUAUAAAUUAAAAAGCGUCUCAGCGGAUGAUGCAAAAAAUAAAUACCCUAAACUUAUAUUUAAAACCAUAUUAAGAUAAAAAAAAAUACAGAUGAGGAAAAUAUACAAAGGUUAUUGAAAAUUACAAUGCA
Aedes albopictus (Asian tiger mosquito) is the source of this 5166-nucleotide messenger RNA. It is a transcript of the gene AP-2alpha, whose product is annotated as AP-2 complex subunit alpha. Gene Ontology annotation, molecular function: clathrin-cargo adaptor activity. Gene Ontology annotation, biological process: intracellular protein transport; clathrin-dependent endocytosis. Lineage: Eukaryota; Metazoa; Arthropoda; Insecta; Diptera; Culicidae. The coding region runs from base 532 to 3336 and encodes 934 amino acids. The record is from RefSeq and is a predicted model, not a curated record. The transcript is spliced from 8 exons. Gene Ontology annotation, cellular component: membrane coat; AP-2 adaptor complex.